Trachymyrmex cornetzi is the source of this 1598-nucleotide messenger RNA. RefSeq names its product tRNA pseudouridine(38/39) synthase. Bases 173 to 1453 code for a protein of 426 amino acids. The record is from RefSeq and is a predicted model, not a curated record. Gene Ontology annotation, cellular component: cytoplasm; nucleus. Gene Ontology annotation, biological process: tRNA pseudouridine synthesis; mRNA pseudouridine synthesis. The transcript has 7 exons. Lineage: Eukaryota; Metazoa; Arthropoda; Insecta; Hymenoptera; Formicidae. Gene Ontology annotation, molecular function: RNA binding; pseudouridine synthase activity.
UGCAAUUAUCUUCUUUAUCAGGGGAGUCGCACGAUGCGCUGUUGAGUGUCGCACACGUGUAGUAUAACAUAACCUCUACUUUUGACGUUUGUAAUAUUUAUUCGACAGAUGAAAGAUCUGUAAAUAUUCUUCUGUGUUUACUGUAGUUUAUUCUUGGUGCAGAAACACGAUUAUGGCAAAGGUUUCGUGGAAACGUGUUAAGACAACAAGAAGUACGAGAGAGCAGUUGGAAAUGCUCGAUAAAUCGGAACUAAUCGAUAAGAUAUUACAAUUGGAAGCUCACAACGAGCAACUGAAACUGACGAUUACAAAACGUACGGAUACUAAAAUGAAGAAAGAAGAGACACCAGGGAAAGUAAGAAAAUCAUUUGAUUUUUCACGGUGUCACAAAAGGCACAUUUUGCUAAAGUUUUAUUAUCUUGGUUGGGAUUAUCACGGUUUUGCUGUACAGGAAGAUAAUACUGAUACCAUUGAGCAUCAUUUAUUCGCAGCUCUGCUAAAAAGUUGCUGCAUAGAAUCCCGCGAGAGCUCAAAUUACCAUCGUUGUGGACGAACCGAUAAAGGUGUUAGCUCCUUCUCUCAAGUAAUCUCAUUGGAUGUACGCAGUAGAUUAAAACCAGAAAAUCAAGACAACUUAUCCGAUGAGUUGCCAUAUUGUAAAAUAUUGAACAGAUUAUUACCAGCAAACAUAAGAUGUAUAGCAUGGUGUCCGGUCUCAUCCACUCUCUCCGCAAGAUUUGACUGCAAGUUUAGAAGCUAUAGAUAUUUCUUCCCAAGGGGUAAUUUAGAUAUAGAGGCCAUGGACAAAGCUGCCAAGUAUGUUGUAGGGGAUCAUGAUUUCCGUAACAUUUGUAAAAUGGAUGUAGCUAAUGGUGUAAUCAAUUUUAAAAGAACUGUAAUAGAUGCAAGAGUGAGCUUUCUUAAUGAUCAGAAUGUAGAAAAGUCAACAGGCUACGAUAUGUGUGAAUUAGAAAUCACAAGUCAAGCCUUUCUUUGGCAUCAAAUUCGUUGUUUAAUGGGCAUCUUGUUAUUGGUUGGACAAAGGAAAGAAGAACCUGACAUAAUCUUGAAGCUCCUGGACAUUGAGACUUGUCCACAGAAGCCACAGUACAAUAUGGCUCAUCAAGUUCCAUUGAAUCUCUGGUAUUGUGAUUAUGAAAACAUGAAUUGGUUUAUGGACGAAAAUGAAUUAUUAAACACUAUCAAAGUAUUACAACAGGAUUGGGCUCUCAAUACUAUAAAAUCUACAAUGAUUAAAAAUAUGUUGAUGAAAUUGGAAAAUUUCGUUAACUGUGUAAAUACUGAUUUUCAAAGCGAUUGUCUACUUCUCGGAGUACAAUCAAAAAUAUACCAACCACUGAUGAAGCGAGAAAUGUGUGACAGUUUGGAAAAUAAAAUCAAACAUUAUGAGAAGAAACGAAAAUUUGAAGUCACACAUUCCAAGGUUAUGUAGCAUAUACCUAUGCUAAUCACAGAACUUGUGAACGCUGUGUUGAAAUAAUGUGUAGGCCUGGAAUAAUACAUUCGUGAAAGAAUGACGAGGAAAGUUUAUACGAAGCAAUAAUCGAAAUUUUUAUAAUGUAUGGAAACUAAAAUAA